CUGUGGAUAUUGUGCGUGUGUAGGACAAAAGGGGGAGGGAAAGCAUACACACACUUGUGCGGCUGAUGUAACAGAACUGUGACCACAAUGCAGUGACGGUUUUUUUUUAAAAGAAAAGAGGGAAGAGAGCUCUUCCUGACUAUGUUCUGAACAAGAUUGUGCACAUCUACAUUUCCUGAUUUACCUCAUUCCAUCAUUAUCACUCCAUCAUGUCGCUGCUGACUCACGUGCUGGCGUGCCUGUUUGGUAUGGGCUCCUGGGUGGCCAUCAACGGGAUGUGGGUAGAGCUGCCCCUGGUCGUAAAGGAUCUCCCGGAAGGCUGGUAUCUGCCGUCCUACCUCACAGUCCUCAUCCAGAUGGCCAACAUAGGUCCUCUCUUCAUCACUCUGAUGCACCGCUUCCGCCCAGGGUUCCUAGAUGAGCGGCCGGUUAUCUACUGCAUUGUAGGGUUGGGGAUCAUUGCUACAUUCCUGCUGGCUUUCUUCUGGAAGCACACAGUGACAAUAGCGGGCUCUUUGCACAGUGUGCCCCUGCUGGUGUUAAGCUUCCUGCUCUCUGUGGUGGACUGCACCUCCUCUGUUACCUUUCUGCCUUUCAUGAUGCGGCUGCGGCCACAGUACCUUACCACGUACUUUGCCGGUGAAGGCCUCAGUGGUCUGGUGCCUGCACUGGUGGCUCUGAUUCAAGGUGUUGGUGUAGUCCACUGUCAGAAUGCCACUUUGGCUGAUAACGCCACUACGGUUGGCAGCGAAGAGCUACUGGCCAUCUACCAGCCAGCUAAAUUCUCCGCCCAGGUCUUCUUUGUGUUCCUCAGCGCUAUGAUGGUUGUGUGCAUGGUGGCCUUCAUCCUCCUCAACCAUCACCCAGCUGUGGCUCGGGAGCGAAAUAACGACCUGUACUUCAGUGGCGAUCUUGCCCCUGAUAAGAGAGAGCAAGGUCUGUCUCUGCACGCCCAGACGCCAGAGCAGAAGCCAAUGAUCAGCCCUCUGGAAGCUGUCAAUAGGGAACCCAGGAGCUCUUUUGGGAUGGGCACGUAUAACAACCUCGAGGUGUUGUUCAUCUUUGUCGUACUGGCUUGGGUCAAUGCUCUGACCAAUGCAGUGCUGCCCUCAGUCCAGUCCUACUCCUGUUUGCCUUAUGGAAACCAGGCCUACCAUCUGGCUGCCACCAUGGCAGCUGUAGCUAACCCAGUGGCCUGCUUCAUUGCCAUGUGUAUGCCCAUCAGGUCUCUCAUCUUCAUGGGUUUCUUGACCAUGGUUGGGACUGGAUUUGGAGCCUACAUUAUGGCCAUGGCUGCUCUCAGUCCCUGCCCCCUGCUGGUCCACAGUGCCUCUGGAACUGCAGUCAUAGUGCUGACCUGGAUCGUGUUUGUCCUGUCGCUGUCCUAUGUGAAGGUCAUCAUUGGGGUGAUUCUGAGGGAUGAGGGUCACAGUGCUCUCGUGUGGUGUGGAGCAGUAGUGCAGUUGGGCUCCAUGGUUGGGGCUUUAUCCAUGUUCCCAUUGGUCAGUGUCUAUGGACUUUUUAAGUCAGGUGAUGCUUGCAACACCAAGUGUCCGAUGUAGUGAAUGAGGUGUAAUUUGCGCUUGUUUUUAUUAGCACUGAACUUACCGCAGUCAUGAGCUUUACGUAGGUCUGUUCCUAUUUGUUUCAAGAGAGCUGAGAGGUCACAUGUGUUUAUCUACAACAGUAUCCUGGUGUUGUAACAGAUUUGUUUCUAUCAGAGUCAGACAGUAGAUUUAUGUUUUGUAUAGUAUAUUUAUUGACUGAUAGAGUGAACUCUACACAAAGAAAAGAAAAAGACACCUGUAUUAUCAAUGUGCCAGACCACACACAAGACCAUUUUGUUGCUGAGCAUAUUAUACUUCCUUCUCAAUUCAGAGGUCAAAGCCAGUUUACUUGAACUGUUAACAUUAUGUAAAAAUAUAAUUGAUUGUUGCUUUUAUAAGAAGUGAUGGUACUUUUGGUUUUAAAAUGUGCCUUAAAUUAGAGACACUGAAAGAUGUAGCCUUUUUUUGGUGUACAUUGUUUAUUAUUAUACCUUCCUUUGUAUGUGUUACCUGGUGGAGAAACUGUUCAACAAUACCAAAUAAACUUGUUUUAUUGCUACUAAA
This is a messenger RNA of Morone saxatilis (striped sea-bass), 2111 nucleotides long. It is a transcript of the gene slc52a3-2b, whose product is annotated as solute carrier family 52, riboflavin transporter, member 3-B. The record is from RefSeq and is a predicted model, not a curated record. Gene Ontology annotation, biological process: riboflavin transport. NCBI's taxonomy places the organism in Eukaryota, Metazoa, Chordata, Actinopteri, Moronidae. The coding region runs from base 210 to 1562 and encodes 450 amino acids. The transcript has 4 exons. Gene Ontology annotation, molecular function: riboflavin transmembrane transporter activity. Gene Ontology annotation, cellular component: plasma membrane.